Molecule: messenger RNA, 8991 nt
Organism: Brienomyrus brachyistius
Lineage: Eukaryota; Metazoa; Chordata; Actinopteri; Osteoglossiformes; Mormyridae
Gene: satb2
Product: SATB homeobox 2
Exons: 12
Coding region: 819-3248 (809 amino acids)
Biological process (GO): regulation of transcription by RNA polymerase II; chromatin remodeling
Molecular function (GO): RNA polymerase II cis-regulatory region sequence-specific DNA binding; DNA-binding transcription factor activity, RNA polymerase II-specific
Source: RefSeq, a predicted model, not a curated record
UCUCCUCCUCUGUUCCGUUUCUCAUGAUCUGGCUGUCAGUCAGCGCUCCCGUUGGCGGGGAAGAGAUUGAGAGUUAAAUAUUCAUUCUCCUGUCCGAACAUUAGAGCUGGAUGAAGAAUUUGAACCAGUUAUUUGCUCCUCCGAAGAGUAUUCAGCUAACAAUUCGUCGUCUCUGAAUUUGCACGCCUCCAGCAAAUGUGAUCUGUUCUCUUUCCACCGGCUUGUGAAGGUAGAAGUCCACAAGUCCAGGAGGAGGACAGGAGAAGUGGAGGACAUAACGCUUCCCGGUCACUUUAAAGGAAACACAACAAGAAAAAUGAGUGUGAAAAGAAGCGAGCUGUACCCUUGUUAAAUUGUGGCCUGAGGUGCACCGGCGUGAAUUCCUAUAAAAUCCAGACGCACUACAAGCAGCGAGUCCCGGAAUACUGGCCGGCUCCUCUCUCUCUCUCUCUCUCGCUCUCUCUCUCUCUCUCUCGCUCUCUCUCUCUCUCUCACACACACACACACACUCUCUCUCCCUCUCUCUUUCUCCCUCUCUCUCUUCAUCUUUCCUAUUCACUAUUGCUACAUCUGUCUUAUCUUUCCCUCCUUUCUCGCACUCAAUCAUACACCCUCACACCCACGUCAGGCGCGCAGAGAAGUAGCUUUCAGCUCCAAGUCGAGCAGAUUUCAGCCUGCCUGAAACAAACAGAACUUCAGCCCUGGAUUCAAUACUUUUAAUCAAUGGACAGAGCCUGCUUCCCAACCAGUCGAGGCACAGACACACCAUAAGCAGCCUAUACCCUCUGGUGGGAGCUCCCCCUGGUGGUUGGAGGGGGAUGGAGCGAGGUAGCGAGAGCCCCCGGCUACGGGAGAGUCCUGAGAGGCGCGGUGGUAGCCCAGACCUCAGCGGGCCCCCACCUGGCAAGAUGGGUCGACUGGAGCUCAACGGAAGUCCCCCAGGUCCACGGAGUCGCCACAAUGGAGCCCCGCUAAAGUCUCUGGGAGGUCUGAUGAUCCCCGUCUUCUGCGUGGUGGAGCAGAUGGAUGGUGCUGUGCCCUCAGAGGGAGAGGGCCGCGAGGAGCAUGCAGAGUUCGUCUUGGUGCGCAAGGACAUCCUCUUCACCCAGCUGGUGGAGACGGCCCUGCUGGCCCUGGGCUACUCCCACAGCUCAGCAGCCCAGGCUCAGGGAAUCAUCAAAGUUGGCCGCUGGAACCCGCUUCCUAUCCACUACCUGACCGACGCCCCAGAGGCCACAGUGGCAGACAUGCUGUUGGACGUCUACCACAUGGUUACCCUCCGGAUCCAGCUGCAGAGCUUUGCCAAGCUGGAGGACCUGCCCUGGGAACAGUGGAACCACGCCACCGUACGCAACGCCCUCAAAGAGCUGCUCAAGGAGAUGAACCAGAACACACUGGCCAAGGAGUGCCCACUCUCCCAGAGCAUGAUCUCCUCCCUAGUAAACAGCUCAUACUAUGCCAACGUCUCCAGCACCAAGUGUCAAGAGUUUGGUCGCUGGUACAAGAAGUACAAGAAGAUUAAAGGGGAAUACUUGGAUAAGAUGUGGCCAAGUCGGGAAAACUUGGAAAUCAAAGUGGAGAGAGACAGCCUGGCGGACUUCUGUGUCCUCGGGCAGCGCCCCCCACCUCACCUGGCUGGCCUGUCCCAGCUGGGCUCCCUGGGGGGCAGUGGCUCCCUGGUGAAGACUGGAUCGGGUGAUCCCCAGCCCCCUACCCAACAGCAGCAGCCAUCUCAGCAGCCCCAGCAGCCGUCGGCCCACGGCCAGCUCCACCACAGCCCCCCCCUGCAUGGCCAGGUGCCCCCGCCAGCCGCACUGCAGCCGCUGCUCACCCCCGGGGGGCUGCUGUCCCCCCAACUCAGCCCUCAGCUGGUGCGCCAACAGCUGGCCAUGGCCCACCUCAUCAAUCAGCAGCUGGCCGUCAGCCGGCUGCUCGCCCACCAGCACCCACAAGCCCUCAACCAGCAGUUCCUCAACCACCCGCCCAUCCCGCGGCCCGGAAAGCCCGGCGAGCCCGGGGGAAACCCCUCCUCCGUGGAGGUCUCGCCCGACAUCUACCAGCAGGUCCGCGACGAGCUGAAGAGGGCCAGCGUCUCGCAGGCCGUGUUUGCGCGCGUGGCCUUCAACCGGACACAGGGGCUGCUGUCGGAGAUCCUGCGCAAAGAGGAGGACCCACGUUCCGCCUCUCAGUCUCUGCUGGUCAACCUGAAGGCCAUGCAGAACUUCCUGAACCUGCCCGAGGGGGAGCGCGAUCGCAUUUACCAGGAGGAGCGCGAGCGUAGCAUGAAUCCGCCCGUCGGCCUGCCGCCCACCCCUGUCUCCAGCGCAGGAGGGCCUCGCUUGGCACAGGCAAAGGUUCUGGUUCCCAGUCCCGACUUGCCGUUGAAGAUGGACUCCCACAUCAACAUCACGUCAUCUGUCUAUGAUGAGAUCCAGCAGGAGAUGAAGAGGGCAAAGGUCUCCCAGGCACUCUUCGCCAAGGUGGCUGCCAAUAAGAGCCAGGGCUGGCUGUGCGAGCUGCUGCGCUGGAAGGAGAGCCCGAGUCCGGAUAACCGCACCCUCUGGGAGAACCUGUGCACCAUCCGCCGCUUCCUGAACCUGCCGCAGGCCGAGCGGGAUCUAGUCUAUGAGGAGGAGUCCCGGCACCACCACAACGAGCGGCUACACACUGUGCUGCACCUGCCCUCUGACCCCCAGCAGAUACUGCACAGACAGCCCUCCCAGGUAUUGAAGGACCCUUCUCCCAUUCGUGAGGAUCCUCUGCCCAUCCCUCUGCCCAGUAUGGGGGGAGAAGAAGGGGUCCAGACGGGGGGAGGUGUAAGCAAGAAGCCACGCUCACGUACAAAGAUCUCCCUAGAAGCCCUUGCUAUCCUGCAGAGCUUCAUCCAGGAUGUGGGUCUGUACCCCGAUCAGGAAGCCAUCCACACACUGUCUGCCCAGCUUGACCUGCCCAAGCACACCAUCAUCAAGUUCUUCCAGAACCAGCGCUACCACGUGAAGCACCAUGGCAAGCUGAAGGAGCAUGCUGAGGGAGGAGGCGUGGAUGUGUCGGAGUACCGUGACGACGAGCUCCUCUCUGGCUCCGAAGACGCGGAGUCCAGCGAGGACAGCAACGAGGAGCUCUAUGGCGGAGAGGGUGGAGCCGUCAGCACCAGGCCAGAAGAGGGGAAAGACAAAGGCCAGGCCACGGCCAUACGGCCCAGUAACACCUCGUCUAGCCCACGGGACACCGGCGAGCAUCAGAGAUAAUGCAGCAGAAAUUUACCAAGGGACAGGGAACUGCAAGACAGAACAGGGUUUCCAUGUUGAGCGUGACAGUGGUGGUGGGUGCAGAGACCAGUGAGAUGGGUGACAUGCAGACAUGGGGAGAGGCUCACAGAGUGACCAUUGCAGAGGAAGAGUGAUACCUCAGAAGAUAAACAGUGGAGUCGUGUGCGAUGGAGAAAGCUGGGUAGGCGAAUGGCUGAAUUACCAUGCAUUUGGAGUGGGAGCGUAGUAAAAACGUGCUGAAUUCCUGAACAAGUUACCAGUAGCCGUUUCUGAUCUUCUGAUCCUUUUGCUAUGUUCACCAAGACAGCCAUUACCCCAACUGUUUAGGCCAAACACUCAGUGUUUGACUGGAACAGGAUAUUCAGGUAGACCUGCUCAAGAUAAUGCUGAACAGUCCCCCCUUUUCAGGCAUCUGCCGCAGUUUUCUGUAGGCCAUAACAUUUAGAGGUAUCUUAAGGUUGCACACCUUCAGAAUUAAAAAAAAAAAUACAAAAAACACAAGCAAAACAUUUCAGUAAGUUGCACCUGCUUAUUUAACUCCAGUGAUUUCAACACCAUAGAGGGACAUGUUGAUGGGUCAUUCUGGAUAAAGUCAAGAGUUAGAUAACACAGUUUUUCCAAAGCCUGCAAUCAAGCCUGACAGUGUUUGGAAAAUUUAAAUACUCUACCUUCAAGUCUACUCUGUACACCAUCCAGUCGCCCAUCAUUCUCUAAUCCAUUGUUUCCCAGCCUCGUCCUCAGGUACUCCCAAACAGUCCACAUUUUUGCUCCCUUCCAGUUCCCAGGAGUCCCUGAGGGCCAGGUUGGGAAACGCUGCCCAAUACUGUAUGCAUAGGAAGAGGAGUAACCUGAAGCACGUACAUUCAGAUAGGCUUCUAACCCAUCCUUACAUCCUGCACUUUAUAACGAUCCAUUUCAGUGACAAACUUCAUGCUUCACUCCCACCUGUCCCCCAAACAGGCUUCUGUCUUUCUCAGCUCCAAAUGUCCUGUGUGAAAACCUGCUGUGUCCUGCUGUAUUUCCAGUAUCUCCUUCAGACCCUGGGAUUCAUUUCUCUUUGCUCACCAUUGCAAAGAGCUACUAAGAGACAAACCAAGGGGAGAUGCUUCACAAGGAUGUGUAUGGAGAAAACAUGAGUUUGCUGGGGAGAUAUUUCAGUAAUAUCUACUUAAGGAGACGUGGUUCUUCACACGUGACCAAGUACUUCUUCCUCUAGAUUGUCUCUGCAGCCCUCUCCGUGUUGCCCAGGACAGUUUUCUCUUUGCCGCCAAAUCAACUCAAGAGUUUACAGCAGAAAGAGGCAUUUAACGUGAACGCUGAGGACACAGGACCCAGUGAGCAAACAGCCUGGCCAAUUAUGUGCUGGUUCUCUUGCCGUUCCUCUCCCUGUCGCUGUUCUAUUUCACUCCAGCUUGAUCCCACGCUAUCCAAUUUUACCACACCUACCCACACUUAACUCCACAUCCCUAUUUAUUACUAUCUUUAUCCAUGAUUAUAAUUGUUAUUGUUAUUAUUAUUGUUAUUACAGUUGCUGUUGUUGUGUUAUUUCUAUUUUUGUCUACUAUUGGUUUUCAGUGUGUGGUAGUUGUCCUGGAAAUGAGAGAUAUUUAAAGGGAAAAAUCUAAAUAUAACAGGAAAAAGAGGUAGUUACUGAGGAUAUUAAAUAACCCCUGUAAUGCUGUAUAUUACCAGUUCUAUCUAUAUACUUUUCCAAAGAGAAUACAAAUGAACAGAAUUAAAUCCAAAAGAAUUUAAAUAAGAAAUAAAAGAUACAUCGGCUGCAGAUGUUGACAAUCUUUUUUGAGCCAAUCACAGAUGAUAGGCUCUCACUCUAUAAAUAUAUUUAUAUUAUAAGUAUAACUGUGUGUAUGAAUCAAUGUUAGACUUGCCUACAUGAGUGAAAGAAAGGGUCUUUCAGAUCCUGCUCUGAUUGGUUAUCCAGAGUCAGCUGCUACCUUUUAAUGCCAUCAUCUGUCAGGACACGUGUGUCAGUUAUCAGAAUUAUGGAAAAACACUAAAUCAUAUGUCUUUCAUUUUUUAAAGUUCACAGCCUGACAUACAUGACAUACCAAGACAUUGCUUUUAAAUCAGGGAAACUGUGAAAAUACAUAAUCACAAUUUGGCACACUAAUAUGCUGCCUACAUAAUAAUAUUUAUCCCUAAGAUUACAAUCGUUUCUUAUUUAUAAAGUCAUGAAAAAAUGGAUUUUAAAAGUGGUAAUUACAUUGCGAUUCCUCUCUUUGACUCUGGGUUUAGGUCGUCAUCUUAUCGAAUGAGAGCUUUUACUAAAUAGGGCCACUGCCUUCUCGUGCUGUCAUUGAGCACUGCGGUGCAGUGACUUAAUAAAUCACAGUGUAAAUGUGAAUGGAGAGGAAACAAACCCAGUUUCAGAGUGAAACCAUAUGCAGAACUUCAGUAUUAGUGGUUCUCAAACUAGGUCACAACCUCAUGUUAAGGUAUGGAUCUUAUUAAUAACAAUACUAAUGCUGCAAACCUCGACAUUUAUCGUCCAUUUCUGAAAUAUGCAUUGAGUGCUUUUUAUUUGACUACGAUAUUGCCAGGAAACACAUGCAACGGUGUCAUUUUUAUUUUCUUUUUUUGAAACUAAAAUAACCAUAAUUUGAUAAGAUAAUAAAAAAGAAACCAAAAAUGUGACUGCAUAUCCUAAAAUGACUGCAUCUCGUAAUGGUGUAUUACUCUGCCUUUGUGAUUUGGUGACCUUGUGAGGAAGCCAACAGUGCAGUUCAAUAACGCUAAAGAUUGACUUCCCAGACAACUGUGGCUGACCUACGAGAAAUCAGCAAUGCCUUGUCUGCCAUGUCACACUGGGCGAAAAUAAACCUCUCAUAAUUUACAUAUAAUUGGAUGGGUUGGUGACAUCCUUUAUGUCAUGUUCUUAAAAAAGGGACACGUUCCAUUCACUACCAGUGUCUAACAACAGCACAGCAGAUUAUGCAGGAAAUAUGACAAAUUAUGCGUAAAACUACAAUUUAAAUGUAUUUCAUAUAUUUUUAAAUAUAUGAGUCACUAAUGUGUCCCUUGAUGGUUUACUGCUGGUUUAAAAUAAGAAUUCUGCAGCUUAUUUGAAAAAGUAGCCAGCUGUGCUAGAUAUCAGUUAAUCAGUGAAAUGUCUAUGGGGGGCGGGGGGGGGUUGGAGUCAUAAAUACAGCCACGGAAAAAAUUAAGAGACCACAGCACAGUUUUUUGUUUCAUUCAUUUUUGAAUUCAUGGGUGUGCAUCUCUGAAUAUUUUUAUUUAAGUUUUUUGCAAACUGCAGUCUGGUUCUUCCUUGCUUCUCAUUAAUGAAGGGCUUCUUCCUUCCUUUAUGGGACCUCAGUCCUGCUUCUAGGAGCCUGAUGCAAACUAUCCUAGCAGUGCACCUCACACCUGCACUUAAUGUUUCCUGUUCCGUUUGAAGGUCACUUCAUGUCAUCCAUGAUUCAUGAGAAACUGUCGGAUAAGUUAACGGUCACCUCUGGCAUUAGAAAGUCACUUCUGCCCUUUACCUGACUGGUGUCUGGUCAUUCCCAGUGUCUCCUCAAAUUGUUCUUGGGUACUACUGUGUUAGACAUUUUGAACCUGGAAGCAACCUGCUGCUCAGCAUAGCCUUCUGCCAGCAGAAGAACGAUGUAUGCAACCAGUAUGCAAAUUAUUUAAAAAAUAUAGAGUGGUUUUUUAAUUUUUUCCAUGGCUGUAUAUCACUUUUUGUCAUUGGGCUUUCAGGGACAUUGAUCUAGGCUUAUCUGGAUCCAUUCAGCACAAUCACUGCUCACUGCAUCAGUACUACUACGACAAGUAAUCACUUAAUUACGGUUCAUUGUUUUCCAAAAACGGUUCAGCAUCUAUAGACAACCGUACAUCUCCACUACGACUGAAGUACUUUUGACAAACAUGGUGCUGAGGGGGUUAUUUGCGCUUGGUUGUCUUGAAAAGAAAAAACUCAAAAUGUUACCAGGUUGAGGACUAGGCUCAGCCUUAGUAUGGAGGUCCAUCCGUUUCAAUGAGAGGCCUUACAAAAGCCACACACGUCUGGCUACUAAUAAAACACGCAUGGAAAAUGACAGUCAUUUAUAUAGAAAUUCUGAUGUUGUUGUUCCAAAAGCAUCUAGCUGUGAUCUAAAUAGAAUGAGAAUUGACGUAGAUUGCAAGCCUCUCUCGUUGCUAUUCAUUAGCCGUCCCUUCUCUGAAGUCUCAUGCUAGACUUCACGGGCUGUUUAGUAUUGACCUUGUAGGGUUCUUUGCUUUAUUUUUUUCACAUUUCGCCUUCUGACUAUUUCAGUACCUUUUCCCGAAUCAAACUGCCUUUUUAUUUAUGAUCUUGACCCGUGUUUCCUAUAGCAGUAGGGGUACCAGAGAGCACUGCAAGUCAGGCUCCUGCCGCACGCCAGUUUCUCCGUGUGGUUUGUGAGAGACGUGUGCGGCCGCUGGGCUCCGUACUGCGGUUUUACCUGUCAGUCACCCGGCACUUAGACCAGUACAGUCCAGACAGGCUAUUAGUAUCCCAGCAACUCCUCACACCCCCCAUGGUCCCACAUGCAGAGCAGACAAACAGUGCUGAUGAAUGUCACCUCACCCCAAUUCUGCCCAAAUUGCAGUAAAGUAAAAUGGUGCGAGCAGGGGGGGGGGGCGGGGGAAUACUGAGCAGGCAAAUACACCAGCUCUUAUGGAAGACUGGCUGUGGAGCUAUGGAGGGUGCCUAACCUGCUGUAAGCUAUCCCAUGCUGCCCCGGGCUCUCUGCCAGUCCUCCGCUUCGCUACAGGAGGAGGGGCAGAGCAGCAGGACACCAACACUGCAGCACCUUCCCGACGAACGCAGUGUCAGGGUCACGUCCAAUUACGCUCUCUGUCUCCAUCAUCUCCAGCUCCUAAAGGAAGGAAUUUGCUUCCUUUAUGAUGUGGAGAGAUGUAAUUGGAGCGGCCCGCCGUCCUGCAGUUCUAGAUUUGCUUUGAGUCAUGUGGGAAUGAAAUGCGAGGGAUUAGAGCCUCAGAGCAUUGGUACAUAUGGGCACAGGUUGUUCCACAAUUUGUUUGGUCUCGACCCAAAAACGUGUAAACAUGGGAAAAUGCCUAAAUCUAUGUCAUUAUGGUCUACGUCAUUAUGGUCUACGUCAUUGUGCAGCCUGGAAGUAAAUAUGCUGUAUAAACAAAAGAUGACUAACGGAAUACACCAUAAAUAGGGAAUUAUAUUGGAUGUAUGUUGUGUACCUGACAUAAUUAAUACUGAAACAGAACAGAGAGAACCUCCAUAUAUGCCUGUACAACAUACCAGUCAGAUGAUUGAAAAAUUGAGCCUUUCUAACCAGUCAACAGCAGCUUAUUUUAAUAAUAUUCUGGGAAGCAGUACUGAGAGACCCAAUUCAAAUUGACCGUUUCAUCUCUUGUAGCCACUUAGCGGUGUUGUGUUAUCUGGGGUUUUCAUUCAUUGUAUUGCUUCACAAAUAAAGCACAACAGCCUGCUUCUGUACAACAGUUUACCAUGAUUGCUUCCAUCAGGAUCAGUUCUAUCACCAUCAUUGUCAUCAAAGUUUUCACAAGUAUGAUUAUUGACAAUGUGAAUAAACGUUAUUUUAUGUGGAUCAGUCCUUUUGUUAUCUAUGGAAAUCAAACUCAUCUUUGUUAUCACUAAGUGAUGAUUAAUUUUUAACUUAUUUGCAUUGUUAGGCUCUUAGAGUUUGUUCUUUUAAAUUUUGUUGUUUAAUUAAAAUGCAUUCAAUGAAAACCA